AUGUCACGCGUUCUGCGAUUUGCUCGUUCCGACAAGCCACAUGAAUUUAUCCUUCUCCAUGUGGUUAAACUGGGAUCGGCUCCACUAGAGCUCGCCCUCACUGCGACUGAAGGCAACUGCCCAUAUACAGUCAAAGUUCAGGAGUCUCAUAUCAAAAAAUUACGCGCCAAAAAUUAUCAGGGUUCGGAUGAAGAGUGGUUGCAGAUCAUCACCCAUGUGCUAGGACAAGACGCCCCUGGCCAGAAGCUAGCAAUAUGUUCGGGAGUAGAGACAUCAAUCAGCCUAAUAGGCUCGGAGGAGGAGAACAAAGAGAUGGUUCUCACAAUCCGCCAAAGGGUUCAAUCAAUCACGAACGAUGAACAGGAGAUUGAACUGUUUGAAUGGUCGGGUCUUGCCGCCGCUAGGGUGAGCGAGCUAGAAGGCCAGGUCAUUGACUUGACCGAACGACACAGUACAGCCGAGGAGACUGUCCAGAAAUUAAAGAGACAGCUCGAGGAAUUGACGCGGGCCAAAGCUCAGCACGAAGCCCAGCUUGUGGCUAAUUUCGUUCAACUUUUGAAUGAGAAAAAGCUCAAGAUACGUAACCAGCAACGGCUCCUGGCAUCCGCAACAGGGAACCCCACGAAAGUGUCGGAGAUACAAGCAGCCACAGCGGCAGCUGGUCAAGAACUCCAAUCUACAAAACGAAACGCUCAUGAUAUGAGCGAUGCAGAUAACCAGACAGAGGAAGACCUCGAGCAAAUGGACAUUGAGCAAGAAAAAGCCGAGGAUUCCAUGGUUGACCAGGACACUGACGCCGAAGACAAAUCCACACCCCAAAUGGUAGAUGAAGGAGACACAACCACAGAUGAUGAAUCUGAGAACCUAGAGACAGCACAGCUCGUUGCCAAGUCUGAUCAGACCAGCGCCCUGGGGCGUUCCUCGACCAAGAAAGCUAGCCCGCCUCCUCGCAGAGCGCUGCCCUUCGCCAGACGAGAGCCACCAGCGAAGGCAGGUUCGGCUUGUGCUUCCAGUGAGGUUGCUGGAAACUCUGCAGGAGAGACCGAUGAUGACGAGCUGUAA
Messenger RNA from Penicillium verhagenii, 1062 nucleotides. RefSeq lists its product as uncharacterized. NCBI's taxonomy places the organism in Eukaryota, Fungi, Ascomycota, Eurotiomycetes, Eurotiales, Aspergillaceae. The transcript has 4 exons. The record is from RefSeq and is a predicted model, not a curated record. Gene Ontology annotation, cellular component: nucleus. Gene Ontology annotation, biological process: DNA recombination; double-strand break repair. Gene Ontology annotation, molecular function: DNA binding. The coding region runs from base 1 to 1062 and encodes 353 amino acids.